Plasmopara halstedii is the source of this 936-nucleotide messenger RNA. RefSeq lists its product as uncharacterized. The record is from RefSeq and is a predicted model, not a curated record. Lineage: Eukaryota; Oomycota; Peronosporomycetes; Peronosporales; Peronosporaceae. The coding region runs from base 1 to 936 and encodes 311 amino acids. The transcript has a single exon.
AUGGAUACGUCGAACGUAGUGAAUAAACAGUCACAUCAACUAUUGCCAGUCUCUUCAAGCAAUGCAAUUUCUUGUAAUCAAGAUGUGGUGAAUAAAAACAUGAUAUCUACCUCACACCCGACUUUUGACGUAUUGGAGCUCCUAGGCCCUUCACUAUCUGAAGUAUUGACUUUCGUAAACCCACCAAAGCCGCGACGACUUCAAGAGACGCAGCAGAAUGUUGACGAGGUUUCGAAUGGAAUUGAAACGAUAGUCCCAGGCAAUCAAUCGUGCGAAAGCAGCAUAAGCUCGCUGAUAAACGUCGAAUCGCAGUCCAAAUUUGACCUCUGCUUGUCAAGAUCUGCCAUCAUAGGUGAGUUAGUAGAUUUGUCGGCUGACAAUGCACGCAAGAUACAAGAAUAUUUUGCUAAAAUGAUGAGCACGAUUCAGUGCGAAGCCACGGGACUCGUACUACUUCACGACGCAACAGUCGUCAUCUUUCUUGAAACGACUGCUGAGCAAUUUAUACUUAUUCUUAAGCAAUUACAACAACAGCCGAUUGUCAAAGUGCGCUCAAUGAAAAUACUUGCCAACUGCGACGGUCAUGGAGUGCAAAUUCUGCAAGGUCUGUAUUUCAAAAAGAUCGUGAUCAAUCGUAGCAAUAAAGGCGAUUGGACCGAUGAUGCUCCUCAACAAUGUAUUGUUGAUACAUUCCUUAAUCUGAUCAAGUUUGUUAAAAAGAUUGGACCCAUGCUACCUGGAGAGAUCCAAAAGUGUUUGACGAAUCUCUCAAAUACUGAUCAGAUUUUUCUUCCGUCCAACGAACUCGUGCUAUGGCUUUUGGGUCGUGAAGAGCUAAUGACACUGGACGAAUAUCUGGCCUUUUUUGACAGCCCAAUCGCGGUGGAGCUUGAGUCAGAUCGGGUGUGGCCUGUUCGCCCUCUGGUUUAUUACUAG